AUGACAACUGUGGACUUCUUCACCGCUCAAUUUGGUGGCGUUUUAAUGAUUCUGGUCUCCCUAAUUGGUCUAUUUUUCAAUGUAUCCGCAUUUUAUCAGUAUUUAUCACAAGAGAAGACAAAUUUUUAUAUAAUGUGCAUUUCAAAAACCAUUUCUAAUUCUUUGCAUCUUUUGGUUUAUUUGGCUUAUAAUGGACCAUCGGCGUUGUUGUACACCCAAAUUGGUCCAGAAUGGUUGAAUCGGUACCUAAACCAAGCUAUUGCCUAUGGUUUGUAUUGUCAAGGACCUCUCACUCAAGCCCUUAUCACUAUCAAUCGAUUCUUAAUAGUCUAUUUUCAACCGAUUAUUGUUCCUUGGUACAGCAAAUGGAUCACUAUAGGAUCCCUAGCGUUCUGUUGGAUUAUUGCUUUCUACUUUUCAACCCUAAUUGGAUUUCCAGAAUCCUGUCUAAUCAAAUUUAGCCACCAGAAACUCACCUGGAUUCAUGAAGAAUGUCCAUAUAUUAUACAUUUUAUCCUGCAAAGUGAUUUCUUGUUCCUCGUCCUUCCACUAGGAUUAUUCUCGAACUUUAUGAACAUUUUUAUCGCUAUCAAUUUGUUUUUGUUAUCAAAAUCCCAAAGCCUCUCCAAUGAAACUAGCAGACAGAGAAGAAAAACUACAAUCCGACUUUUUAUUCAAAACUGUUUUGAAGACUGGAUUUACGUUUUGGAUACUGUAAACAGCUUGUUUAUCAGAGAUAGUGUCAACGAUGGUUUUGUAAUAUUUCUAGUAACAUUGGGGUCCAAUUUAAUCACUCAGGUGGCUGAUGGAUUUGUCAUGUUCAUGUCCAAUUAUCAUCAGUCCCGAAAGCAAAGAGUUAGUUCAGCGACAAGAGUGAGAUAUUUAAAUCCAUUAAAACCUUUGAAUUGA
Molecule: messenger RNA, 909 nt
Organism: Caenorhabditis briggsae
Lineage: Eukaryota; Metazoa; Nematoda; Chromadorea; Rhabditida; Rhabditidae
Gene: Cbr-srx-111
Product: Protein CBR-SRX-111
Exons: 6
Coding region: 1-909 (302 amino acids)
Source: RefSeq, a predicted model, not a curated record